This is a messenger RNA of Daucus carota subsp. sativus, 891 nucleotides long. RefSeq names its product small ribosomal subunit protein uS4y. NCBI's taxonomy places the organism in Eukaryota, Viridiplantae, Streptophyta, Magnoliopsida, Apiales, Apiaceae. Bases 125 to 718 code for a protein of 197 amino acids. The record is from RefSeq and is a predicted model, not a curated record. Gene Ontology annotation, cellular component: cytosolic small ribosomal subunit. The transcript has 3 exons. Gene Ontology annotation, biological process: translation; ribosomal small subunit biogenesis. Gene Ontology annotation, molecular function: structural constituent of ribosome; rRNA binding.
GGCCUAGCCUUUUGGGUUUUAGGGUUUACGCUUGUACAACAAAAACAAUACUCUUCAUUUUUAUACACUUCGGCUUCGCUCCUCCUCUCUUUCAGAUCCUGACGGCAGCGCGAACAAAGUAGCCAUGGUUCACGUCAACUUCUAUCGCAACUAUGGUAAGACAUUCAAGAAGCCUCGUCGUCCUUAUGAGAAGGAGCGUUUGGAUGCUGAACUUAAGCUGGUUGGGGAGUAUGGGCUGCGCUGUAAGAGGGAGCUUUGGAGGGUUCAGUAUGCUCUGAGCCGAAUUCGUAAUGCUGCUAGGAAUCUUUUGACCCUUGAGGAGAAGGAUCCUCGCCGUAUCUUUGAGGGUGAGGCUCUUCUUCGCAGGAUGAAUAGAUAUGGGUUAUUGGAUGAGAGCCAGAACAAGCUUGAUUAUGUCUUGGCUUUGACUGUGGAGAACUUCUUGGAGCGUCGUCUUCAGACCCUUGUGUUUAAGACUGGCAUGGCUAAGUCGAUUCACCAUGCCCGUGUUCUUAUUAGGCAGAGGCAUAUCAGGGUCGGAAGGCAGGUGGUUAACGUACCUUCAUUCAUGGUGAGGGUGGACUCACAGAAGCACAUUGAUUUCUCCCUCACUAGUCCUUUCGGAGGCGGCCGUCCAGGAAGGGUGAAGAGAAGGAACAUGAAGGCAGCGUCAAAGAAGCAAGCCGGUGGUGAUGGAGAUGAGGAUGAUGAAGAAUGAGUAGUGAAUUUUGGCUUGGACCUGUAAGAUGUUUUGUUUUGCGUCGGUUGCUUAAAGAACAUGGUAGUAAAUUUUGCAUUACAUUAUGGGAUAUUUUGGUUUAGGAACUUUAUGAAUUAUGAUAAACUGCAUGGCGAAAGACUGUUGUUAUGUGAUAUUCAGUUGCGUGUUAA